Stegostoma tigrinum is the source of this 1592-nucleotide messenger RNA. RefSeq names its product acyl-coenzyme A amino acid N-acyltransferase 1-like. The record is from RefSeq and is a predicted model, not a curated record. Gene Ontology annotation, biological process: acyl-CoA metabolic process; fatty acid metabolic process. The transcript is spliced from 3 exons. Bases 26 to 1387 code for a protein of 453 amino acids. Lineage: Eukaryota; Metazoa; Chordata; Chondrichthyes; Orectolobiformes; Stegostomatidae. Gene Ontology annotation, molecular function: fatty acyl-CoA hydrolase activity.
GGGCGGGAGGGUAGCGGCCGCCGCCAUGAUGAUAAUGAUGCCGCCGUCUUCGUCGUCGCUGUGCUUGUUGAGGGCCGGUCGGGCAGCGCUGAUGGCCGUAACCGGAGGCCGAUGCCGGCUCGGCGUCAGGAGCCUGAGCGGCGGGCCGGUCAAGCUGACGGUGAAGCCGCUGAAGAGCCUGGCGGACGAGCCGCUGGCCAUCGAGGUGGAGGGGCUGGGCCCAGAGCAGGCGGUCACCCUGCGGGCCCAGGUGCUGACCGAGCAAGGGGAGAUCUUCCUGUCUUGCGGCCAGUACCGGGCGGACGGGGACGGGCGCGUGGACGUGGGCCGGUCGCCGUCGCUGGGUGGUAACUACGAAGGGGUGGCGCCCAUGGGCCUCCUGUGGACUCUGGCCCCCGCCCCCAUGGAGCGGCCUUACCAGAAGCUCAGCCAGGCCCACCUGACCGGCAGCCCCAUGUUCGUGGACCUGCGUGUCCACUCGGGGCACACCGGCAAGAACAACAUCCCCGGGCCUGCUCUGGCCUAUCAGAGGUUCGAGAGGUGGUUCAGCAAACCCGGAUUGCGUCGCAUCAGGCUCAGGGAAGGCAAUGUUCGCGGCAGCAUUUUUAUCCCCACAGGGGAUGGCCCAUUUCCUGGAGUGAUCGAUCUUUUUGGAGAUGGAGGUCUGAUUGAGUUCCGAGCAUGUCUCCUUGCAAGCCGAGGCUUUGCUACUCUUGCUCUCCCUUACUUUGGUUUUGAAGAUCUACCAAUAUCCAUGACUGAUUUUCAUUUAGAAUACUUUGAAGAAGCUGUAAAUUAUCUAAAGAAACAUCCAAAGGUGAAGGGACCAGGUAUUGGCGUAAUCGGAUCUUCAAAAGGUGGAGAUUUGGCUCUAUCAAUGGUCACGUUUUUACCACAAGUUGUAGCAUCCGUUUGUAUCUCUGGCUGCCACGCAAACACUAUGACUGAUUUGCAUUAUAAAGGUAUACAUCUCCUCAGCUUGAGUUACGAUGUAGAUCGUAUCGUUGUUUUGGACUCAGGAAUUCUAGAUAUGUCCGAAACACUUGAAAACCCCAGUACAAACAAAGGCAGCAUCAUCCCGUUGGAAAAAGCUGAAGGACACAUCUUGUUUGUGGUGGGCGAAGGUGACAAGAUCUGGAACAGCAAACAGUUUGCUGAUGAGGCAAUAAAAAGACUGAAAAAAAACGGCAAGGACAACUAUAAGCUGCUUAGUUAUCCAGGAGCUGGGCACUGUAUUGAACCUCCUUGUUCUCCAUUUCGUCCUGCCAAGAUUGAUCGGUUGUAUGGACUUCCAGUGCUGUUGGGGGGAGAGGCAUUAAAACACUGCUCUGCUCAACAAGAUGCUUGGGAAAAAAUUCAAGACUUCCUACGUUUACAUCUAGGUUGAAAUGAUUUGGAUUUAACAAGAUUCCUCUUUACCUAAUGCAUGUUAUUUAGUAUAAUAUGUUGUCAUAAACUGCAUAGUAAUUAUUUAAUAUGAUCCACUACAUGUAAGGAAGACAGUCCAAGACUUUCUGAAAUUUGUAUUUCCAACCACCAGUAUCUCUAUUUUUUGGGUGAGGGUGGAAAAAUUAAACUUUAACUUAAUGCCA